UUGGCAACACUGGACUGAAUGGAAGCGAUAAUUAUUAGUUUUUUUACUCCGCUGUUCUCUGGAAGAAAUUACCAGUCCUUACUGUCUGAGACCGAAUCAAGACUGGUUUUACGCGAGACCGGUCUCGAGUAUUACAACACUGGUGUUUAUACUGUAUACAUCAUUGUGCUUGACGCUCUAGUUAUUAUGUUGCAGUAUUUGUUACAGUAUUUUGCACUGUGAAGAUAUAACAUUUGAAUCUUUUCGACCGAGAAGGACUAUGGGAAAUCAAGUCAACAGUAUCAAGCGAGCUCAUUCUGGUGCAUACACGCACCAAUGUCAAGAAACUACAAUCCCCAGAAGCCCUUGUAUCGUUGACUUUGGCAAGGUUUCUGUGGACGUGGGAAAGGGUCUGCUCAACGCUCACAGAAACAAAUGUCCAUGGGUGUAUGUUGCAAUCGAAAUGAACAGCCUUGACAUGCACAUUUGAUUCAACAUAUAUAUGUGAAUUAAAAUAUGUGGCUUAAACCUGAAGAGAUAUUGCUGAAAAAUGCAUUAAAGUUAUGGGUGACAGAAAAAGGCAACGAAUAUUUCGUAUUACAAAGGAGGCGAGGAUAUGGCGAAGGAGGAGGCGGUUUGACAGGUCUUCUGGUUGGAACUCUUGAUACAAUGCUGGAUUCCACGUCUAAGGUUGCUCCAUUUCGCAUUCUACACCAGACACCGGACUCUCAGAUCUACUGGUCAAUAGCAUGUGGUGGCACCAAGGAGGAGAUCAACCAACACUGGGAGUGGCUGGAGAAGAACCUCAUGAGAACCUUGUCUGUGUUUGACUCCAGCGAUGACAUCACCAGCUUUGUGCAGGGCAAGAUCAGAGGGCUGAUUGCUGAGGAAGGGAAGGUGUCAGGCGUGCAGGAGGACGACCCUGAGAAGUUCCGUGAAGCACUGCUGAGGUUUGAGAAAUGGUUUGACCUCCCUCAGAAGGAGAAGCUGGUCACCUACUACUCCUGUAGCUACUGGAGGGGCCGCGUGCCCUGCCAGGGCUGGCUCUACCUCAGCACCAACUUCCUGUCCUUCUACUCAUAUCUGCUGGGCUCCGAGGUGAAGCUGGUAGUCUCGUGGAAUGAGAUCUGGAGGCUGGAGAAAACGUCCAAUGUCAUUCUGACGGAGAGCAUUCAUGUUUUGGCCAAUGGGGAGGACCACUACUUCUCGAUGUUCCUGCACCUCAGUGAGACCUUUCUGAUCAUGGAGCAACUUGCUGACUACUCCAUCAAACGCCUAUUUGAUAAGGAGACCUUCCAGGAAGAGCCCUCCCUCUCAGACCCACUACAGAUCACCAAGAGAGGCUUGGAAACUAAUGCUAGGAAUGAGCAAUUCCGGGCCUUCUUCAGGCUGCCUAAAGAGGAGAACCUGCUGGAGGUUUAUGAGAGCUUCCUAUGGGUUCCAUUCAGCCACUACAACACGCUUGGGAAGAUCUGUCUGUCUGAGAGCUACCUGUGUUUCGCUAGCCAGGAUGGCAGCCAGUGCCACGUCAUCAUCCCCAUGAGAGAGGUGAUUGGUGUGGAGAAGCCGGACCGUAGCAGCAGGGCUUUGACUGUGUGUGUGCGGGGUAAGAGGGCUCUGAGGUUCUCUGAAGUUCGGGACUUUGACCGUCUCAGCAAUGCAAUCAGCAGGAGGUGUGGGAUGACUGCCAGUCCUCAACACUCUGCAUCAACUGAGGGUAUCAGAAGGGAGUGCCAAAACCUCAUCAAUCACUUUGAGGACAACCCAGAGGAGGUGGCUAUGAUGGUGGGACAGAAGGAGAGCAGCAAGGCCGUCAGCAAUGAGGCCCUCAUGACUGUGUUCCACCCCCAAGAUGCUGAAAACCUGGAUGCCAAAAUGCUAAAGGAGAAGAUGAAGGAGCAGUCAUGGAACAUCCACUUCUCAGAGUAUGGCCGUGGCACCAGUAUGUUCUGUACCAAGAAGACACGAGACCUGAUUGUGCGUGGCGUCCCUGAGGCCUUAAGAGGAGAACUCUGGAUGCUCUUCUCAGGUGCAGUCAAUGACAUGGCCAUUAACCCUGGGUAUUACAGUGAGAUAGUGGAUCAGUCUCUGGGGACCAGCACCCUUGCCACUGAUGAGAUAGAGCGAGACCUGCACCGCUCCCUACCAGAGCACCCUGCCUUCCAGAGCGACACAGGCAUCUCUGCCCUGCGCAGAGUCCUCACUGCAUAUGCCUACAGGAACCCCAAAAUCGGCUAUUGCCAGGCCAUGAACAUCCUGACGUCGGUCCUGUUGCUCUAUGCUAAAGAGGAGGAGGCUUUCUGGCUGCUAGUGGCCAUCUGUGAGAGGAUGCUGCCUGACUACUUUAACCGCAGGAUCAUUGGUGCCCUGGUGGACCAGGCGGUGUUUGAGGAGCUGAUCCGAAUGCACCUCACCCAGCUGACAGAGCACAUGACAGACCUGACCUUCUUCUCCUCUGUGUCCCUGUCCUGGUUCCUCACCCUGUUUAUCAGCGUCCUGCCCAUAGAGAGUGCUGUCAACGUGGUCGACUGCUUCUUCUACGACGGCAUCAAAGCCAUCCUGCAGCUGGGCCUGGCUGUGCUCGACUACAACAUGGAGGGCCUGAUCAGCUCCAAUGACGACGCUGAGGCAGUCACCAUCCUCAGCAAGUUUUUCGAUAAUGUGACCAAUAAGGACAGUCCUCUACCACAAACAGUGCAGCAAAACUCAGUGGGGAACAACGACAAAGCAUCAUCCCUCUCCAAGGUGGACAUCAGUGAUCUCAUCAAAGAAGCCUAUGAGAAAUAUGGAGACAUGAAAUCAGAGGAAGUAGAGCGCAUGCGGAAAAGAAACAAACUGUAUGUAAUCCAAACAUUAGAGGAUACGACGAAACAAAAUGUGCUACGGGUAGUUUCACAAGAAGUAAAGUUCAGUCCUUCCCAGCUUGAUAACCUUUAUGCAUUGUUCAAGAGGCAACAUUUCCUCAGCUGCUACUGGACGAUGAACAGCCCAGUGCUGCUGCACCACGACCCCAGCCUGGCCUAUCUGGAGCAGUACCAGCUGGGCUUCCAUCAGUUCAGGCUGCUCUUCACCCUCCUGGAACCCUGGUCCCUCUGCAGCGGCAACGAUGCCCUCUUCCUCUGGGCCUUCCGCCUGCUGGAUGAGAACCAGGAUGGCCUUGUCAACUUCAAAGAGUUCUGCUGUGCCCUGGACAUUUUGUACAGCGGCACUUUCACCAACAAACUGAAAUUCCUGUUCAAGCUUCAUCAGCCACCAGCUUUCACAGGGAGUCCUUUCCACUCAAAGGGCCAAAGACUUCCUCACUUUAUUCCAAUGACUGACGACCUAUCCCACUUGAGUCGAUUGACUGUGUCUGAUCUCCCAGAAGAUGGCGUGAUCAGGAAAAGCCCUGAAAGAGGCAAAGGGAAAGUGGAUCUGCAGGCCUACCUGAAACAAUGGCAAGAUGAGAUACUAAAGAAAGAGGAGAGCAUCAAGGAUUUACCCAGGAUUAACCAGGCUCAGUUCAUCCAGUUCUCCAAAACGCUCUACAACCUGUUCCAUGGUGACCCAGAAGAGGAGUCUCUGUACCGUGCUGUGGCUCGAGUCACCAGUCUUCUGCUGAGGAUGGAAGAAGUAGGGCGCAGGCUCCAGGAGCCCACCAGCCCCCAGAAGUCCACCACUAGCCCCACCCAGGCUGCCCUAGAGGGGGCUCUACUCGACAGGGAGGCCUGCAGCACCCCUGAGAGAAGCUCAGACACCCCUAGCGCUACCAUCACCCUGGAGGCAGGCUCCAUCCCACAGGAGGUGGAGUGGUCAUUCGCCUUUGAGCAGAUCUUGGCAUCGCUGCUCAACGAGCCUGUCCUUGUGCGCUUCUUUGAGAGGCCUGUGGACAUUCAGGCCCGACUGGACUAUGCCAAGGGUGCUCAGUUGAAAGCAAAGACAAACAAGUGAACUGAAGGAUAAACUGUGGUUCUUAACUUCUCAAAGCCAUUAAGUCUCUAUGUUCACUAUUCUCUACAGUUCUUUCUCCGCCUGGUCAGGUAACAGGAGUAUAUUCUAAGCCAACCCUGUUCACUGUAACCAAACGCAAGGAAAACACUUGUAGAGAAAACAUUCACACCUUUUAACGCCUAUAGAUUCCAGUUGUAUCUUGUUGAUUCAUUGUUUUAGUCCUGUCAUCUGCACACCAGAAAACCUGCUCAAGCAUCUUGCUUCUAUGUGUCAAAGUGUUUUUUCUCAUGCAGCCUUACAUCACUUAGCUAAUUUUUUUAGAAACACCAGGCUUUCAAAUUGGGGUGAGCGUGAUCAGUUGACUUGUGUGGAAUAUGUAGGGAGCAGCAACACACUCCAGGGUAAUCACUUGAAGUCAAUCAUUGCAUGAAACCAGCACAUGUAGAUGGGAUAGAUAAUUGUAUGAGACCUUUACUGUUGCUCAUCCAUAAUUAUGCAAUGAAUUAAACCUAGAAUGGAGAGAUGAAAGAGACACUACUAUGUUAUUGUAUUUCUGGGUUUACUUUGUAAUGACGGGAUAUGGCCAAUUUAUUUCUGGUCAAUUUGUGGAGAGGGGCUUUUGAAAAACGAUGGGACCACUACUUGCUAAAGGCCCAAGGCCGAUUGUUGGAAUUCUACAUUUCAGUUUUUUUACAACCUCUAUUAUGCUUUUGACUUCAAAUCCAUUUGUUUUGUUGAAGUAUCAUGAGUGAGGGAAGAAGAGCAUGUUGUCAUUGCCAUUUCAAAUCACUUUCAGGACACAAACUAAAAACAAAUUGGAUAGUUGCAGUUGAGGCAACCACUGUUGUCAAAUGAGGACAUUGUGCAAUAUUCUUGUAUCUACUACUGUCUGAGUCUUUAAGGGAAAUUAAGUAAUGUGUAUAUAUAAUUUGAUACACAGAGGAAUGGACAAUAAACAUGUGUUAUGAUUA
Molecule: messenger RNA, 4880 nt
Organism: Salmo salar (Atlantic salmon)
Lineage: Eukaryota; Metazoa; Chordata; Actinopteri; Salmoniformes; Salmonidae
Product: TBC1 domain family member 8B
Molecular function (GO): calcium ion binding
Source: RefSeq, a predicted model, not a curated record